AUGUAAUAUACAUAGGAAAUUAUUAAGAAUCAAUAAGAAAAAUUUGAAUCUUAAUUAAUCACAAAAGAAUUCCAAAUGUAUUUUAAUAAUAAGAAUGCUAAUUUAACAAAAAGUGAUGAACAUCUCUAUUUUUAAAACAAAAAAGAUAAAUUUUUAAUUAAAAAGCAUUAUUAUUUGUUCAACUAAUAUCUUGUAAUGAAGAAUAAAUUUAUUAAUUUUGAAAAUUGCUAAAUUACUUAUGAUGAAUCUAAAUAAAACUAAAUAUAUGAUUCUUUCAUUUUAUUAUAAAAAGAAGGAAAAAAGUUUUAAAUAUAUGGUAAAAAGGAAUCUCUCUUUAAAUGGUUUGAACAUUUAAAGCAUUACACAAUUUAAAGAAAUUUCAAAAAUAAAUUUAAGAAAUGUGAAUUAUUAGGUAGAGGUUCAUAAGCAAAAGUUUAUAAAAUAUUAAAUAUAAAAACAGGUAAAACUUUUGCAACAAAAUAAUUUGAAAAAAAUAAAAUUAAUGAAUCCUCCUUGGUAUUAUAUAAAUAUAAUUUUAGUCUCAUUUGCUUAAAGAAAUAUCUAUUCUUAGAUAAUUAAAUCAUGAUGGUAUUACAAAAUUCUAUGAAGUUUUUGAAAAUAAAAAGAAGAUAUAUAUAAUAUUAGAAUGUUUAAAUGGUGGUGAACUAUUGGAUUAAAUUAGAUCACCUUCAUAUCAAUAUAAUGAAUAAUUUGUCAUGGAUUUUGCAUCAAAUUUAUUGAAAAUCAUUGAUUAUGUUCAUUAAACAGGUAUCAUGCAUAGAGAUUUGAAACCAGAAAAUUUAAUUUUAAAGGAUUCAAAUAAUUACACAGAUUUUGCAAUUGCAGAUUUUGGAUUGGCUGAAUUUUAUAAAAAUGAUGUAUAAUAUUUAGAAAAAUGUGGUACAAUAGGAUAUAUAGCACCAGAAGUAUUAAGAAAUAAACCAUAUGAUUAAAAGAUUGAUAUCUAUUCAAUAGGAGUUAUUUUAUUUACAUUAUUUACAGGUUCUUUGCCAUUUGUAGGAAAUUCAACAAUAGAAAUUUACUAAAAUAAUUUAUAAGCGAAAAUAAAUGCAUCAUAAUUAAAAUAAAUUAAUAUUACAGAUAAGGCAAAGUAAUUUGUCUUUAGUUUAUUAAAUGAAAAUCCUGAGAAAAGACCUACAGCAUAAGAGGCUUUAAAACAUGAAUGGUUUAAAUUACCUCCUAGUUUAACAAAUAAUUUAAUCUUAUCAACAUUAACUAAUUUAUCUGGACAUAAAAAACAUUAAAAAUUUUUGAGUAUAAAAUGUACAUCACCAUUGUGGAAUAAAUCAAAAUUGAAAGAUUGUUUUUUAGAAGAUAGUGAUGAUUCCUAAAAUAAUAUAUAUAAAUUUUAGAUUAUUAAAGAUAGUAUUGUUUUUAAUGAUGAUGAUGAUGAUGCUGAAUUAAUGGAUGAAUAAGAUGGUUAAACUAAUUAAAUUUAAUUAUCUGCACAACAAUGUGAAAAUUAUUACUUUUCCAACAGUAAAAUUAGGUUAUUAAAUGAAAAAAGAGAUUAGGGAUUAUUUUGA
Molecule: messenger RNA, 1547 nt
Organism: Paramecium pentaurelia
Lineage: Eukaryota; Ciliophora; Oligohymenophorea; Peniculida; Parameciidae
Source: the annotation of a GenBank genome assembly